Molecule: messenger RNA, 522 nt
Organism: Pantherophis guttatus
Lineage: Eukaryota; Metazoa; Chordata; Lepidosauria; Squamata; Colubridae
Source: RefSeq, a predicted model, not a curated record
GUUUGGAUGAGAGAGAGAGAGACAAGGCUGAGCCAUUAUGCUGAGCCAAGUGCAAUCUUUGUUUCUCUGCAUCUUAUGCAAUUUUGCAAAUCUCUCCAAGGAAAAAUGGAUUGAUCAACUAAUGGAAGCACCUGUGGAAAAACUACAUGAUGCCAACGAGACAAUGGAGUCCUUAUCCCAUGAGGCACCCUGGUUUGACUACCCUGACUCCGAUAAAGAGAAGAUCUUAGCUGUCUAUAAGUUUAUUGGAGAAAAGCCCGAAUUUAUUGCUCCAAGCGCCUUCCCUCAGCUGCUGCGCUACAUCCUGGUGGGAUCCAUUCUCCUCAUCCUGCUGUUCUUUGUUUUUCAGAUUGUCCAAGUGCAUGAGGGUCAAUGAAGAGGAUACUUCAAAAGUAUUGAAAUGUUGACAGGGAAACCUCACAUUAUUUCCCAGAAGGAGAUUUGCUGUGUAAGGGGCACUGUGAUAUCUUUGUGAAAAAUAAAAAUGCUGAGGCAGUUUUCACAUCCUUAAGAAAAACCUUA